AUGGCUAAUUUGUUGCCUUUCCGCGAUAUCAAUGUCCACGCUUCCACUUCCCAUUAUGCCUUCACCUCUCCCUCAACCCCUUCCGCCCCUACACUUGUGGUUGAGCGUCCCUCCGGAGACAUCAGACUCAACGAUGGCUCCUUGCUGGGAGCCAAGCGUGUCUCCAGUAUUGCUGGUAUCUUAGGCAUACUCAAAUUGAAACUCGAUAAAUAUGUCAUCGUCAUCACAAAAGCUCAACCCAUGGGCAGACUGCGUGGACAUAUGCUUUACAAGGUCGUCGCUACAGAAUUCCUUCCUCUGCGAGAACGACCUGUCCACGACCCGGACGAAGACACGUAUCUGUCCUAUGUCAAAGCUCUCCUAGCCAAGGGACCCAUGUACUUUUCCUAUUCUAUUGAUAUCACUUCCAGCUUCCAGCGUCAGUCCCGUGCAAACCCAUCCGAUCCCUUGUGGAAAAGAGCCGACGACCGCUUCUUCUGGAACCGUUUCAUCCAAACCGAUUUGAUUGACUUUCGUUCUGGGUGGGGGGCACCGGGUACUGUCAAGGGCCACCAGCAACCUGGUGCAGAUCCCUAUAUUCUUCCUGUCAUGUUUGGCAUGCUCCGUAUCACUCCUGCCAAGGUCAAAUCUACGUCUUUUACCUUCGCUCUCAUCUCACGGAGAUCCAGGUUUCGGGCGGGCACAAGGUAUCUGUCGCGUGGGAUAGAUGAAAAGGGCAAUGUGUCAAACUUCAAUGAAACUGAGCAGAUUGCCCUCCUCAAUGACGUCUCCGGUCAGCCUGUUGGUUUUGCUGGGUCCCAAGGCCUGCAAAAUGGCAAAGCGGGUGCCAACCCUUCCGAGACCCAGGUCUUAUCUUAUCUGCAGACUCGGGGCAGUGUUCCCGUGUAUUGGGCCGAAAUCAACGACCUGCAUUACACUCCCAAGCUACAAAUUCGAGGGGUCGAGACAGCUGUAGAGGCCGCCCGACGACAUUUCGACGAGCAAAUCAGAGUAUACGGCGAGAACUAUCUAGUCAAUCUAGUAAACCAACGGGGACGAGAAGAACGUGUCAAAAAGGCCUAUGAGCAAGUGGUCCGGAUUCUCGUCAGCUCGCCUGACGAAGUAGUUGAGGCCGAUCGACGUACGGACGAGAAGCUCCGCGAGAUCAGCACCGACCAUCCCCGCCAGAAAAUGGAUAGGCUACACUACGUUUACUUCGACUUCCACAAUGAGACCAAGGGUCUGAAGUGGCACCGUGCUGAGCUUCUUCUCGACGAGCUUAUUGAUGGUCUCAGGAAUGGUCAGUAUUUCCGUGGUGUAGAAAACCCGGGUGACCCAUCUGGAGCCUUGGAGGUCAGAACACAGCAGUCGGCCGUUGUCCGCACGAAUUGUAUGGACUGUCUCGACCGUACCAACGUCGUGCAAAGCAUGCUGGGCAGGUGGGCGCUGACCCAACAAUUCCAGGAUAUCGGCAUUCUACAGCCUGGUGAGAGAGCUAGCGACGAUCAGGCAUUUGAAACCUUAUUCCGCAACAUCUGGGCUGACAACGCUGACGUUGUCUCCAACUCUUACUCUGGUACUGGCGCUCUAAAGACCGAUUUUACUCGCACUGGGAAACGUACCAAAGCUGGCAUGCUCCAAGACUUCAACAACUCCUGUACUCGAUAUGUUCGCAACAACUUCCUUGACGGCCCAAGGCAAGAUGGGUUCGACUUAUUCUUGGGAACAUAUUUGCCGUCCACGUACGGUGCUGGCUCAUCACUGCAAUUCAUAGAUCGGAGACCACUCAUCGUUCAAGCCGUUCCUUAUGUUUUGGCUGCCUCCAUCUUUAUUGUCAUGAUUUCCAUUCUGACUCGUCGCCCGCCGGACUCGGCAGUUUGGCCACUUCGACUUUUUACCCUGUUGUGUCUUAUCAUCGCAGGAUGGUCCUUCCAAUUCAUCUACGGACAUGGCCUUCUCUAUGUCAAUUGGCCAAAGCUCAACCCACCAUCUUUCACUUUAGAAGGGUACACAGAUGCCCUCGCACGUGCUAAUAGGGAUCCAGUGGUCGGCCCGUUGAUCGCGACAACCAGUGGCAAGGAUAGGCGGGCUCGGAAUAUCAGCACUGCAAACAUGGGAUAUAUGGAGGAAGGCAAGAAGCGAAUAGAAUAA
Messenger RNA from Exophiala aquamarina CBS 119918, 2130 nucleotides. RefSeq lists its product as uncharacterized. The record is from RefSeq and is a predicted model, not a curated record. The transcript has a single exon. Lineage: Eukaryota; Fungi; Ascomycota; Eurotiomycetes; Chaetothyriales; Herpotrichiellaceae. The coding region runs from base 1 to 2130 and encodes 709 amino acids. Gene Ontology annotation, biological process: phosphatidylinositol dephosphorylation. Gene Ontology annotation, cellular component: endoplasmic reticulum. Gene Ontology annotation, molecular function: phosphatidylinositol-4-phosphate phosphatase activity.